Syngnathoides biaculeatus (alligator pipefish) is the source of this 6718-nucleotide messenger RNA. RefSeq names its product GRIP and coiled-coil domain-containing protein 2. Bases 203 to 5143 code for a protein of 1646 amino acids. Gene Ontology annotation, biological process: late endosome to Golgi transport. Lineage: Eukaryota; Metazoa; Chordata; Actinopteri; Syngnathiformes; Syngnathidae. The transcript is spliced from 24 exons. The record is from RefSeq and is a predicted model, not a curated record. Gene Ontology annotation, cellular component: Golgi apparatus.
GGCGUCACUCAUAUGACGACAGCGGAAGUAAUCCGCAAACACCAUGGCUAUGACAGACAAAGCCAAAACAGUGUCACUUGUGUCGAAUUAACUCUUGAAAUUGAUUAGACGUUAUUGAAUAUACCGUGUGUACUGUGUCCGGUCAGCUGUCCUGGGGUCGUGUCGAGGCUGUGAGGUGAAUUAAACAAUUCGUAGAGUGAAAAUGGAGGACCCUGGUGGCACAGUAGCUGAAUCUGUGGCUUCGCCAACACCCAGUGCACCCAGGUCAAAGUUGGACACACUGUCUAAAGAUGAUCUGAUUAAAUUUACCAAAAAGCAGAUGGCUGCUUUCCAAAAGAUGAAAAGCAGAUGUGCAGAUUUAGAGAAAGAAGUUGAAGCUCUCAAAGAACAUUCCAAAAACAUUAACAGCAUUUCAGAUGACUCCAAAUUAAUACAGGAGCUGACUGGGCGGAUGGAUGCGUUGUUACUGGAGAAGGCAGAAACCCAACAAAGCCUUGCAUUGUCUUGUAAAGAGUUGGAGCGGACCAAGCAACUUGCCAAGGAUGAUGUCACAGAACUUGGACGUGUGAUAGAAGACCACAAUAGGACAAUUAACAUUCUAAAGACCAGCAUUGAUGAAACCAACAGUAAACACCAAGAGGAAGUGGAAUAUUUUCAGAAAUUGUUGAAAGAGCGAGAAGACAGUGAUAGGGAGAUGCGCUGUAAAAGAGAGCAACAGAACCUGACUGAGGAUGCCAGUGGGAAAUACCACCCAGAAGAUGACAAAUGCUCCCUGGAAGUUCAUCUUAAAACACUACAAGCUGAACUGGAAGUAAUCCAAGAGAGAAACUCCAAGGAGUUUGCAGCGCUGCAAGAGAGGCACCAGAAUGAGCUGACUGAAGCCCAACAGGAGGUAGAGAACCUGAAGGAGGAAUUGAGCCAGAGGAAUAUACAGCACGAGGAGGAGCUGAGGGCUUUGGAGGAGGACUGUGAGAUUGAGAGGGAGCGUCUUCUGUUGCUCCAGGAAGAGCUGACUGAGCAACUGGCCCUGAAAGAUAGCUACCUCCAGGAUGUCCAAGAAGAAGAAGAUGAAGAACCUGGUCGCAGUUCAGGGAUUGCCAAGAUGUUGGCGCUUUCUGCGUGCAGUCAGGCUAAUUCGAGCCAUGUUGAUGGUGAGCUGACAGAGAGUGGAAAACUGAAAGCGGCCCUGGAAGACCUUCAUGCUCAGAACACAAUGUUACAAGAUGAGCUUACGCUGCUCAGUAAUGUGAAGAGUGAGCUCGAGGCAGAGCUGGAAAGAGUCAAGGAUGACUUCCAAAUGGAAAGAGAAGAAAUGGACUUCAAAAUCAAUGAGCUACAGAUGAAUCGGGAAAGUGACCUUACAACCACAACCCUAAAAGUCAUGCAUAAUGACCCUGAGACAAAUGUUUCGGGUGAAUCCAAAGUGUCAGUCCAAGGCCCAAACACAGUGGAACAAGAUGAGCAAGAGAAGCUCAGGUCUCAGUGUGAGGCCUUGAUCAAAGAGAGGGACUCUGCCCGUGCUGACUUCUGCAACAUAAAGGACAUACUGCAAAACUUGGAAACAGAACUCGCUCAGAAGACAAACGAUUUUGUGCUCCAGUACACAGCCAUGAAAGAACAAGGGGCAAACACCAUACGAAACUUGCAAUAUAAGACAGAGCAACUCAGCCAAGAGAAGGAAGACUUGUCAAACAAUGUCAGAGAGGUUACAGCAGAGAGAAACAUUCUGGUGGAGACUGUGGAAGAGCUUAAGCUCAAGCUUGAGAGUUACUCUGCUGAUGAGCAGAAACUCCAGUCAUCUGCAGAGAAACAAACAGCCUUAACACAGGAGCUCAAUCAAUCUGUGAAAGAGCUAAGCAAGCAGAAUGAAGAGAUCUUCUCCCAACUGCAGAUAAAAGAGCACAUAAUUGAAGAAUUAAAUGAAAUGUUGAAUACACAGUCUGAGGAGCGAGACAGCACACAAUUCUUGCUUCAACUUCGAGAGGCAGAAAUGCAGGAUCUUAAAAGUGAAAAUGCCAAGGACGUUGAAAGCCUGAAGAAGGAGAAGCAGGCAGCACAACUACUGAAAGAAGAGACUGAAAGGGAGUUGAAAAUGGAGAUGGAGACUGAAAUCCAUGUUGUAAAGGAGGAAAGGGACAAGAUAGAGGUAAGACUGAAAGAGGAGCUGAGGAGAAUGCAGGAGGCUGUGUCCUCUUCAGAGAUAACUAUUAAUGACCUCUCCUCAGAAAAUGCUUGUCUCCAUGAAAAACUGGAGGAGACUUUAACUACACUUUCCCAAACCCAGAAAGAGCAAGAACUCUUAGCCUCCCAUUUGGCCACUAUAGAGGCUCAAUUGGAGCAACAGUCAUUGCAAAAAAGUGAACUUGAAGUCAAGGUGAUUUCUCUGAAAGAAGAAGCAGAGUUUACUGGGAGAGAACUUGAGGCUCAGUAUGGAGCACUAAAAAACACAAAGGAAGAAAUGCCAGAACUCCAAAUACGCUUACAAGAGCUUGAAAAAGAGAGAAACAUGUUGAGGAGCAGACUCAAAGAGGUUCAAGUACAGAGAAGAUCUGAAGCGAUGCCACACGAGCUUCAUGCUCUGGAGCAGGAGAGGGAAAUGCUGAAAGAAAACUUGGAGGAAACACUGAGGGAUACUGGAGGGCUGCAGAAAGACCUGCAAGAUAUGAAGUCACUCAAUGAGAAACUGUGUGCUGAGAAUCAGAUGCUACAAGGUCAACUACAGGUUAUGGUCCAAGGGAAGGAAGAAAAGGUACAGGCCAAUACUGACAUUUUAGAGAGAGAAUGUACCAAAUUCCUAGAACAGCUGAUGGACAAGGACUCAGUCAUCUCUCAGUUAAGGGCUGAUAUUACAUCUCUGCAGGAUGCUGCUGCCAUGUCUGCCUCUGAAGAAUAUAAAGCCAUGGAAAUUACACAGAAAAUAGGUGAAUUGGAGAAGGACAACAAAGAGAAAGAUGAGAUGAUAAACAAAAUCAAAGCAGUGGCUGUCAAAGCGAAGAAGGAGUUGGACAGGAGUAAAAAAGAGGCUGCAAACCUGAAGGAAGAAUUAACAACUCUCAAAGCAGAGCGAGAGAAAGUGAAUAUUUCAAUGAAGGACAUAAUUCAUAGUGCCGAAGGCUACAAGAACCUGCAGAUUGAUUAUGACAAGCAGACGGAGCAACUGGAUAAAGAGAGAGAGAAGGUGGAGGCAGCAGAGAGACAGAUCAUUGACCUGACCAAACAUUUAAGCAGUGCGAGCACACAGGUCGAGUUGCUCAACAGUGAGAAGGAGGACCUGCUGGCUGCCUUGGAGACCUCCAGGAGCAGGGUGAAACAGAUAGAAGGACAGAUCCAGGAGCUGAAAAAGCACACAGCCAGUCUAGAUAGAGAUCUGGUGGCAGAAAAGGCAAUGAAAGAACAAAAGAUCAAGGAGCUGUCACGAGCUACAAAGGAUACAGAUGAGUUGAAAGCUCAGCUCAGCAAGCAGCAGAAGCAGUUGCAGCAAACUGCCCAAGAGCUGGAGCAGCUACGAAAGGAGGCGCAGCAGAACUCUCUGCUAGGCAUGGAGAUGGCUGACUAUGAACGUCUGGUCAAAGAACUCAAUGCCAAAAUUUCAGAAAAAGAUGAGUGUUUUGACGAGUUAAAAGGUCAAAUAACCAGGCUGACCAAAAAGGAGGAAACCCUUAAGCAAGAAAUUGAAACUUUGAAGUCACAGUUGGUCCAAGGGGAAGAGAAGAACUCCAAGAUUAAGCAGUUGCUGGUGAACACUAAGAAAGAAUUGUCUGAUGCCAAGAAGCAGGAAAACUCCCUUGCGCUGUUGCAGGCCUUAUUAAAAGGUGAGCUUGAGGCCAACCAGCAAAAACUAGAAAACUCCAAAAUUGAGGUGUGUGACCUGACCGCUGAGCGCCAUCAUCUGCAGGACCAGCUAAGGUCUGCAUUGGACCAAAAACAAAGGACCAGUAACUCCCUGCAACAACAAAUUAAUAGCCUGCAGCAGGAGAGAGACAUUGCCAAGGCCGAACUUGUGGCAACUGCUGAGGAGUUUGAGAGUUAUAAGGUCCGGGUACACAAUGUACUAAAGCAGCAAAAGAGCAAGUUCAAUGGCCAAAAUGAAGGCGACACUGGCAAGCUCGAAAGGGAGCAGUUGUUGACUCAGGUGGACCAGCUGAGCUCCAGACUGGAAGAGAGCCAGCAGAGUCUCCAAAGUAACACCGCAGAGCUGCAGCAGCUCCAGAUAGAACACGACACUCUGUUAGAGCGACACAACAAAAUUCUGCAGGAAAAUGUUAGCAAGGAAGCCGAGCUCAGAGAAAGAUUGCUGUCGGUGCAGUCAGAGAACGUGGAUCUGCGGUCAGAUCUGGCUCAGGCUCAAGCUGACUCAUCUUCCCAGAUCGAGGCACAGCGACAGAUCCACAGGGAUCAGCUGAGGAAGCUGCAGGACGACCACCGCGCCACAGUUGAGAUGCUGCAGGGUCAGCUGACUCGUGUUGAGGAGCAGUUCUUCAACCUGCAGAGUCAGAACACUGAUCUUCCAGGUUCCGUGUUGGUCCAGUCCAGCCGGAAGUCUGUUGAUGCUCAGCGCAGACCAGCAGACCAGAAUCAGACAGGGCUGGGAUCAUUGGGCCUGAGUGACCUUCAAUCUAUGGCCAGGGAGGAGGGUGAGGGAAUGGAGACCACACAGAAUGAAAGCACCUCCCCUGCAUCGCUGCUCUCUCUGGAGCACCUUCUCAUGUCACCAGAGCCCAAGCAAGAGCCCUUUGUGUGGACUGUAGAAUCCACCAAAGACGAAUUGAUUCAGAAGCUGACCACAGCCACACGCAGCCUGGAGCAUAUGAAUAGCCUCCUGCAUGAAACUGAAGCUACCAAUGCUGUUCUAAUGGAACAGAUCAAUCUGUUGAAGAGUGAAGUACGUCGGUUGGAGCGUAACCAGGAGAGGGAGAAGAGUGUGGCCAACCUGGAGUAUCUGAAGAACGUUCUGCUGCAGUUCAUUUUCCUGCGGUCAGGCAGCGAAAGGCAGGCUCUGCUUCCUGUCAUUCACACUAUGUUGCAACUUAGCCCAGAUGAAAAAAGCAAACUUGCUGCCAUUGCACAAGGCGAGGAGGAGGCAUCAGGUACUCGUGGCUCAGGCUGGGGUUCUUACCUCCACAGUUGGUCUGGGAUCAGAUGAACCAAAACACCAUCAAUCAACAACAGAGCUCCCGAAACAGGGAUAUAAGACUAUAAGUCACAUUAAUUUGAAGGGGCAAAUUGAAGGGACCAAAAAAUGUAGAAUGACUAACCUGUUACCAAUCGUGAAAAUAAAAAUGCACCACCCCUCCCCCAUUGCAUUAUACAGUAACAAUACAGUACUAUUUAUUCAUACCACAACUAAGUGCUUUUCCAGGGGGUGGCGCUCAUGUGGCAUUAUAGCAAUAGAAUCACUCUGAGAAGUACAAACUUUUUUUUUUGUUUCUCGUCCUUUGCUUGUGAUUUGGUUAAUUCAGUUAUUUUCUGGACUCUGGUUAUCCAGUUAACAUUCAAAUGGUUAGUUCCUUCACCUGUAUGUGUUCUUUAUCUUGUUUUCUUGGGUUUACCUUCCCAAUAUGGCUGACAAAUUAUUUUUAAUGAGUCAUUUUGAACGUGUAAUGCCUUCAACAACAGCAACAAAAAUGGAAAAAUUGUUUAUUGUUGGGAAUUCAGUAAUCUAACUUUUAUAUUGCUGGCGCUCUUUCUUGUUAAUCGUCAUUUGCAAUUUAAUAAUUUUCCCCAAACUGAUUAUUGUAAUCACUGAACGUUCUCAUUUCUGUGGCAGCUGAUUGUGAUUCUUUCUGGAUAAAUGAAUGUCAUUUUUUUAUUGAGUUUUUUUUUUUUCAAGAAUUAAUAUGAUUAGCAUCAACAGAAUCUACCUUUUUAGGACAAUUAUUGGUGUGUGUGCGUGUAUAGCUGUGAUGCAGUUUUGACAAUAUCAACUUUGUGUCACUUCCAUUUGCCUCAUUGCUUGACUUGGAAUUUACAUACAAACCCAGUUCCAAUGAAAUUGGUAAGUUAUGUUAAGCAUAAAAACAGAAUACAAUGAUUUGCAAAUCAUUUUCAAUGUACAUUUAAUUGAAUACACUACAAAGGCAUAUUUAACGUUCAAACUUGAUAAACGUUGUGUUUUUAGCAAAUGAUAAUUUACUUGGAAUUCUAUGGCUGCACCAUGGUCCAAAAAACAUAUGGGACAGGUAGCACAAAAGACAGAAAGUUGAGGAAUGUUCAUAAAACACCUGUUUGGACCAUGCCACAGGCGAAUUGGAAACAAUUGGGUGCCAUUAUUGAGUAUAAAAGGAGCUUCCCUGGAUUGCUCAGUUAUUCACAAGCAAAGAUUGGACACGGUUCACCUAUUUGUGAACAAGUGCAUGAGAAAAUAGUUGAGCAGUUUAAGGAAAAUAUUCCUCAAUUUCCAAUUGCCAACUUUUUGGGGAAUGGGUUGCAGCCAUUUCAAUUCUCAGUUCAUGAUUAUUUACUAAAAACAAAGUUUGAGUCAUUUGAGCAUUAAAUGUCUUGUCUUUGUAGUGUGUUCAAUUAAAUGUAGAUUGAAAAUGAUUUGCAAAUCAUUCUGUUUUUAUGUUUAACAUGGGGUCCCAACUUCAUUGGAUUGGCUUUGUAAAUUAGUCAACUACAGUAGAUUAAAUAUUCAACAUUGAGCUUUCAUUCACAUUUUCAUCCAGCUCUGUAAAAAUACAACAACACUGAUUAAAUGACAAGCGUUCAUACAACAGCA